Messenger RNA from Medioppia subpectinata, 1528 nucleotides. NCBI's taxonomy places the organism in Eukaryota, Metazoa, Arthropoda, Arachnida, Sarcoptiformes, Oppiidae. The record is from the annotation of a GenBank genome assembly.
UGGUGAUUAACAGCGGUCUCAUAGGAUGCGGUCCACUCUUCUUCCGCGGCCGUCCUCUCGACAAACACGGAAUGCUUGGAAUUCCUGUUCGCAAAGACAUCUCGUUCUACGCCUCUCAACAAAUAGAGGAGCAAUGGUUUGAACAAACACUCGAUCACUUCAAUCCCGUCGACACCAGAACUUGGAAACAACGAUUUUUCAUCAACGAUACGUUUCACACAAAAAAUGGGCCGAUAUUUCUGCAAUUGGGAGGCGAAGGCAAUGCGGACCCCAUUUGGGUGGUUGAGGGCCAGAUCGCGGCCAACUAUGCCAAACGGUUUAAUGCAAUGUCUGUACUCCUCGAGCAUCGAUACUAUGGCAAGUCAUGGCCCACAGAGUAUGCAUUCAUAUUAGCCCUAAAAAAUAUGUCGGUCGAGAACUUGCAAUACUUGACGAGUCAACAGGCAUUACAAGACGCCGCGUAUUUCAUUGAGUAUUUGACAACAAAACUAGCGUUAAGUGAUAACAAAUGGGUUAUAUUCGGCGGAUCCUAUUCCGGAUCAUUGGCCGCUUGGUUUAGAGCCAAAUACCCGCAUCUAGUGGUCGGUGCCAUCGCUUCCAGCGCUCCCAUCGAAGCGGUCGUCAACUUUAAAGACUAUUUAUCGGUUGUCAGCGACUCUUUGGGCCAAAAAUGCGACGACGCUAUCAAAGAAGCCACUCAUGAGUUAUCGUUAGAAUUGGAUCAUCCCGUGGGCUGGAAGUCCAUCGAAAAGCAAUUUAAACUUUGCGAACCAUUCAACGGAUCCAUUGUUGACGAUGUCUAUAAUUUGGUCAGUACUUUGGCUGGAAAUAUAGAGGGAGUCGUUCAGUACAAUAAAGACAACCGAGACUUUGAGGGCGCCGUCGCCACUAAUAUUACCAUUGAUGUGAUCUGCGAUGUGAUGACCAACACAUCCAUCGGUGCAAAAGCAUUGGACCGGUAUAUGAAAGUGAAUGACAUUAUACUCGAGGCUUAUAAUCAGAAAUGUGUGGACUUUAAGUACGAAAAGUUUGUGAAACAAUUGCAAAACACAGACUGGAAGUCCAGCGCCGCUGCAGGAGGCAGACAAUGGACUUAUCAAACAUGCGUUGAGUUUGGAUUCUUCCAGUCAUCCGAUCUGAAGAGCCAACCGUUUGGUCCCUACUUUCCGGUCGAGUUCUUCAUCAAACAGUGCGCCGAUAUAUUUGGCCCCAAAUAUGACCAAACAUUACUGGAAAAGUCCAUUCAAUUUACAAACAACUUUUACGGCGGAUAUGCACUCAAAGUGCGCAAAGUAUUGUUUCCCAACGGAUCCAUAGAUCCGUGGCAUGCGUUGGGCGUAACCAAAGACCUGAACCAAUACUCAAAGGCCCUACUGAUCAACGGAACCGCUCAUUGCGCUGAUAUGUAUCCCGAGUCACAAAAGGAUCCCAAAGAGUUGACUGAAGCCAGAAAUCAUAUCAUCAAUACUUUGAAUGACUUCUUAACCGCUCAAUAAAUGUGACAAUAAUUUUGUCAUUUAAUCUUUCA